This is a messenger RNA of Carya illinoinensis, 1349 nucleotides long. RefSeq lists its product as uncharacterized. Lineage: Eukaryota; Viridiplantae; Streptophyta; Magnoliopsida; Fagales; Juglandaceae. The transcript has 2 exons. Bases 153 to 1166 code for a protein of 337 amino acids. The record is from RefSeq and is a predicted model, not a curated record.
AAAUGUGGGAGAAAUUUUCUGAUGCCGAUGGUUGGUGGGGUGGUCCAACCCUAACCUAGCCCCAGACCCAAGCCUGACCCCAACCAUCCCUGCUCCUCGUCGUCUUCUUCGACUGGACCAAGCCAUCUCAUUCCUCUUCCUUCUCAGCUCCCAUGGCUACUCUCCAACUCAGACCCAAACACAGGACCCUCCACAAUACCGCCCUCGUCAACCUCUUCUCCACCUUUUCAACCCGUCCGGAUCCCACCACUGCCGACAAGUCCCCGUCCUCCACCUCAUCCCAAUCCCAAUCAUCCUGUUUCUCUGAUGUCAAAGGCAGCCUCAAACAACAGCCGCAUCAAAGACCCACCUCCCCAUUUUCACCUAGGAACCCCACAAGCCCAUCAAAACCUUUCAACCCAUCUUUCUCUAAGCCUUCCCAAGUUGCUUCCCUCAAAGAAAUCCGCAAGAACGACUCCGAGUUCCGCCUUCGAUCCUCUGUGCCGACCCCCACUGGACCCAACUCAACCUCACCUCAUCUCUCAUCAUCAUCACAGCACAUCCCUUUUCAAGAGCUUUACAAACGGUAUGUGAUUGACAAGGCCCAUGAGAACGGCACCAAUACGGCAUCAGGACCUGGAAAAAUCGGCGGUAGUGGCAAGCCUACUUUCGAAGUAAUUCGCGAGCGUUUGCGGCAGCUACGAUCCUCGUCCGGGAUGGUACAGAAUGAGAGGAGGGGUGCGGACCCUGUGUCGUUAUCGGAUUUUAAGAAUAGCUUGAAAUUGAAGCCAUCGACGGAUUCAGGUCCAGUGAUUGGCGGGAGUGGUAUCCUGCCGGUUUCGGUGUUUGGGAAGGAGAUGGAGCGGAAGGAAACGGAGAGGGAGACACUGACAAUGAAGACGGAGUUUGCGAAGAUGUAUAACUUUGGGGAGUUAAGGGAGAGGCUGAGGCCGGAGGGAAAUAAGGAAGGGAAGGCGUUGUUUUCAUUCGCGGAGUUGAAAGAGAGGUUGGUGACACUGAGAGAGAUGGAGGAGAAGGAGACUGAGUCGAGGAUUGGCAGGGUCUCGUUUAAGAAUUUGAGGGAGAGCUUGUUGAUGUUGUGGUUGAGGUUGAGUUUGAGGGCGUCAGACAAUAUGAAGGCUGAGAAAAGCGCGAUGGCACAACUCAAAACCAUGUUCAAGCAUUGAUCUUCAGUGUUACACAAGAUGGUGACGAUCAAACCAAUAAUCUCUUUAAUUUAAUCUAUUAUGUCACAUGGUGUUUGUUGUGUUACUGCUCAAUUCUCCACUUUUAAGUUUAGAAUACAGUUGUGAAUUUUAUGGUUUUACUUGGAGUUAUACCAAUUACCAAUAUGUCAAUUCCUUGAUCAA